This is a messenger RNA of Medioppia subpectinata, 1792 nucleotides long. The record is from the annotation of a GenBank genome assembly. Lineage: Eukaryota; Metazoa; Arthropoda; Arachnida; Sarcoptiformes; Oppiidae.
AUCUGCGAAAGUCUGCGAAUCGGAUCCACAAGAAGAAGAAUGGACUCUUCGGACGCGCGGACGCCUUUCGUCGCGCCCGCAAUGCCCACGACUGUGCGCCUCACGGAGCCCGAGCGGCCCUUCGCGGAGACGGUGUGGGCGUGGCUGGUCAGCAACCUGUUGCUCGUGCUGACCGUGCUCUCCGUGGUGGGCGGCCUCGUCUGCGGCUGCCUCAUGCGAUACGCGCACUACGACGAGGACACCAUCAUGCUCAUCGGCUUCCCGGGCGACCUUCUCAUGCGAAUGCUCAAGAUGCUGAUCAUUCCGCUCAUCGUGUCCUCGCUCGUCGCGGGCCUCGCGCAGCUGGACGCGGCCAGCUCGGGGCGCAUGGGCAGUCGCGCGCUCGCCUACUACUUCGGCACCACGAUGCUGGCCGCCGUGCUGGGCAUCGUGCUCGUGCUGGCCAUCCACCCGGGCAACCCCAAGAUCAAAGAGGCCGCCAUGCUGACGAUCCAGGAGAAGACGGACACGCGCGUCUCCACACUCGACGCCAUGUUGGAUCUGGCCAGGAACAUGUUCCCCGAGAACCUGCUGCAGGCCGCCUUCGCGUCGGUGCGCACGGAGUGGACGCGUGGCGCGCGCCUCAACCUGACCGGCCGCGAGGCGCACGUGCGCUGGGAUCGCGUGGAGAACGCGUCCGUUGAGGUGCGCGCGCCCGACGGCUCCCUCCACAGUGAAGUGCGCUUCUACCAGAUGGUGCGCUCCUUCCCCUACAUCCAGAACAGCAACGUGCUCGGCCUCAUCGUGUUCUGCACGGCGUUCGGCAUCAUCUGCGGCCAACUCGGCUCCGAGGCCGAGACCAUGAUCAAGUUCUUCGUCAUCCUGAACGAGAUCGUGAUGCGCCUGGUGGUCAUCUGCAUGUGGUACUCCCCGAUCGGCAUCGCCUCGCUCAUCAUCAACAAGAUCCUCGACAUCGGAGACAUGUACUCGGUGGCGCAGCAGCUCGGCCUCUACAUGCUCACGGUCAUCGCCGGCCUCCUCAUCCACGCCGUCAUCACUCUGCCGCUCAUCUACUACUCGGUCACGCGCAAGAACCCGCUCACCUUCUUCCGCGGCAUGUUGCAGGCGUGGGUCACGGCUCUGGGCACCGCCUCCUCCGCCGCCACCCUUCCGGUCACCUUCCGCUGCCUCGAGGAGAACAACCACAUCGACAAACGGGUGACGCGGUUCGUGCUGCCAGUGGGCGCCACCGUCAACAUGGACGGGACGGCGCUCUACGAGGCGGUGGCCGCCAUCUUCAUCGCGCAGAUGAACGCCGUGGACUUCAACAUCGGCCAAAUCAUCAUCGUGUCGCUCACGGCCACCGCCGCCUCCAUCGGCGCGGCGUCCGUGCCGUCGGCCGGCCUGGUCACCAUGUUGCUCGUGCUCACCGCGCUCGGACUUCCCACUCAAGACAUCUCCAUGAUCAUCGCCGUCGACUGGUUCCUCGACCGCAUCCGCACCUCCAUCAACGUGUUGGGCGACGCGUUCGGCGCCGGCGUGGUCUACCACCUGUCGAAGGCCGAGCUCGACAAGUGGGACGCCGAGCACGCGAUCGAGCUGGCCGAGUCCAUGCCCCGCAAACUCUCCAUUAUGUCUCCCUCGAGAGCCAACGUUCCGAACGCGUCGAAGGGAUCGCGGAAUCCGGAAACGGAAAUCUAAGGAAAUCUAUGCACAAAACAUAUCGGCGUUCGAAUCAAUAGUAUAUUUAGUAUAAAACAAUCAACAGGUUGCUGACCAGCCACGCCCACACCGUCUCCGCGAAGGGCCGCUC